This is a messenger RNA of Mucor velutinosus, 846 nucleotides long. RefSeq lists its product as uncharacterized. The record is from RefSeq and is a predicted model, not a curated record. NCBI's taxonomy places the organism in Eukaryota, Fungi, Mucoromycota, Mucoromycetes, Mucorales, Mucoraceae. Bases 1 to 846 code for a protein of 281 amino acids. The transcript is spliced from 7 exons.
AUGGUAUACAACUUUUCAUUAUUGGUCAGAGAAGUUAUCGCAAGCAGUAUACUGUACAUCCUCAAUGAUGAUGUCCCCAUACAGUCCCCAGCCACUCCUCGCAACCUCGGAGAGAUACUCAGCGCCAAAGGGCGCACCAGAUUGUUUACCAUGAGUAAUAAUCUCGACGAGACUGCCAAAGACCUGAGCAGAAGGCAGGCAAGGCUUUGCGAAGGGGUGUACCCGGUGAUACCCUUCGAAGGCCGUACUCCUUUCGUUGAGCCUAUCAUGGACGGGGGGGUCAAGUACGUAGUCAAUGGUCGCAAGCCCACCUUGGAACAGCCAAGCCAAUUAUUAUGCGAAGCCUCCAAGGUGGGACGUGGUGUUAGGGAAACUCUCGUCUCUGUGAAAGCUGACAAGCGAGACGAAGAGUCGACCAAAAUUUUGACUGGCCUAAAAGGAGGUGUCAGACCAGAUCGAAGGGACCAAGAGUUCAUGAGUCUUUGUAGGAGGUUGGAUGAGAUUAUGGACGAUGUUGGUAAGUUUUGUGUCUUCAUUCCGGAUGUCCUUCCUGGGGCAUUGAUCAAAUCUUGCCACAAGGUUGACAUUCCAGUCUUAAAGGCAGCUAUCAAGCAGUACUUGCCAAGCCACAAGCUUGCCAACAUCGUUAUGCAACGGUCCUUGUUCUCUGAAGUACAUCCGGUUAGUGGAGCUGACAAUGACAUGCCGGAUGUCUUGUUCCAAAAGACCAUGCUCACUGGAAGUCAAUUGCAAGAGAAUGGCCUCAACAGCCAUUUAUCUUUUGAUGAGAUUGUUCCUGAACAUCCAUCAUUGGAAUUCCUCAUGUUUCCUUCGAUAAUUCAAUAA